Messenger RNA from Morus notabilis, 940 nucleotides. RefSeq names its product NEDD8-specific protease 1. Gene Ontology annotation, biological process: proteolysis. Gene Ontology annotation, molecular function: cysteine-type peptidase activity; deNEDDylase activity. The coding region runs from base 128 to 820 and encodes 230 amino acids. The transcript has 2 exons. NCBI's taxonomy places the organism in Eukaryota, Viridiplantae, Streptophyta, Magnoliopsida, Rosales, Moraceae. The record is from RefSeq and is a predicted model, not a curated record.
CCAACUCAACAGUGGCUGUGUGCGCGAGCGCCGUGGCAGUGAGUCUCGACGGAGCGAAGGCGUAGGAUUUCGGAAGCUCUGAUUCUGAUCUUCCAAGCGCCAAAAAUUUCGACCGGUCGACUAGAACAUGGGAGGCUCCAACCCUGAUGAGAAAGUUCUUAGCUACAAUGAUGUUGUACUCCGGCGAUCCGACCUGGACAUCCUUAGUGGCCCGUAUUUUCUGAAUGAUCGCAUAAUCGAGUUCUAUUUCAGUUAUCUUUCCUCGUGCUAUCCAUCCGAGGACGUCUUACUUGUUCCACCGUCGAUAUCUUUCUGGAUAAUGAGCUGCCCGGUGAUUGAGAGCCUCAAAGACUUCGUGGAACCGCUCCAUUUGCCUGAUAGAAAGCUGGUGCUCUUUCCUACAAAUGACAAUGAUGAUGUGAGUCAAGCUGAAGGCGGGUCUCAUUGGAGCUUACUUGCAUAUGAGAGGAACUCCAAUAUGUUUGUUCACCAUGAUAGCCACAGAGGGAUGAACAAGAGGCACGCGAAACAACUUUACAAUGCGGUUAAAGGAUUUAUGUCUGAUACAGAUUCCGUAUCUGCUGCCAAAUUUCUAGAAUGCGCAGAUUCGCCACAGCAAACGAAUGGCUGUGAUUGCGGCUUAUACGUCACAGCCAUUUCAAGAGUUAUAUGCCUUUGGCAUGGUGAUGGGGGAAACAAAGACAAGGGCGAAGGUGAUUUGUGGCUCUCUGCCGUGAAGGAGCAGGUCACUCCAUCUGUUGUUGCCGAAAUGCGGAAUGAGAUAUUGGGGCUGAUCAGGGGUCUCAUGGCUAUGAAGUGAGGUUUUCCUUCUAUGAAGCCGGAGUGAGUGAAUAAGGAAGUCAAAAUUGUGGGCUUAGAAAUACCUAUUAGACAUAUAUAAUAAAUACAAUAUCGGAAUUGUUUUGCAAUUAGUGAAAUA